AUGGCGUCAGCUUUCGCUUUCCUGCCGCCUGUCCAGGGAGAUCUCCCGCACUACGUCUCACCGGCUCGCUCCUUCACGUGGGCACCGGCAGAGCCCUCGGGGACCAACACCGAAUCUACGCACUCGCGGCUUCGCCACCCAGUCGAUCAAGUCCUGGGGCCACUCACCGUCGGCAGCUCCACGACCACGCUAUCAACCAAUAUCAUCGCUUACUUCAGCGAUGCUGGCAAAGCUUCGAUCCGCAGCCAGUGCCUGACAAUCGUCCCGUACAGCCCACCAGCAAUGCCGCAACAAGAGCUGAAUCUCGCGCUCGUCGGCCCCGUCGUCGCUCCACACGUCCACAAGGCCACAUUGAUGACCACUUUUCUGGCCGAUCUCACUGCUCCGUUGACUUAUCACAGCUUGUCUGUUGUCGUAUAUGACGACCAGCCUGCCACGCGUUCAAAGCCAUCCAAUGUGGCACCCUCUGUAGCCUCGACCGCAGAGCUGUGCGUGAGAGUUCUCACGAACCUGGCGGCAAACUAUUCGCUGAUUGCCACGGCCGUCCUCCGCGAGCCACACGAUGGCCUUCGUACCAAUGCCACAGCUACUGCCAAUGUCGGCGACGCCGACACCAACCAACACAAGGUACACGAGUCCACCCAAGGCGCCACCCGAGAAGUCACUCGAGCUCGUUGUCCUGCACUCUCCAAUCAACUCAGGAUCCAGCGCGUACAGCCACGCGUGUGUGACUUCCAGCGGGCAUCGAAACGCAAGGCCACGGCGGUCGACGCCAAGGAUCGCCACGCACCAACCUCUGCAUCAACACCAGUCCCGUCCAACAAGAACGUGGCGUCCAGGCUGUUCAGCUAUCUCAAGGACGCAACGUAUCUUGGACACCGAGCCGAGUCCAAGACGCGACGUUGUCAAGCAAGUGCUACCUCCAAUCAGCGCAGGUGGCUCUGA
This is a messenger RNA of Phytophthora infestans T30-4, 945 nucleotides long. RefSeq lists its product as uncharacterized. The coding region runs from base 1 to 945 and encodes 314 amino acids. The record is from RefSeq and is a predicted model, not a curated record. NCBI's taxonomy places the organism in Eukaryota, Oomycota, Peronosporomycetes, Peronosporales, Peronosporaceae. The transcript is spliced from 2 exons.